Letharia columbiana is the source of this 1554-nucleotide messenger RNA. RefSeq lists its product as uncharacterized. Lineage: Eukaryota; Fungi; Ascomycota; Lecanoromycetes; Lecanorales; Parmeliaceae. The transcript has 3 exons. The record is from RefSeq and is a predicted model, not a curated record. The coding region runs from base 1 to 1554 and encodes 517 amino acids.
AUGCAAAUUCCCGAAUCUGUUGUGGGCGAUUCUUCUGAUGAGAUUACGACGGAGGAAAAUCUACAAGCAGUCUACUUCAACAAGACUAAAAGCGAACGGUCUCGGACUGCACAACCACUUUUACGAAGUGAUCUAUCCCUGUCCUUCAAAAUGUUGUUUUCUUUUUCCUUAGUCUUUGCAGCUUCGGCAUGCCUCCUUUCCGCAGCAGCUUCAUCAGAAUAUAUUAACGCUCACCUCGCCUACCUUGAGACCAGACAAGCGGUCAAUUGUACCAGUUUCAGCAGCGUUGCAAGUAGCACAUGCUGGGAUGAGCUGAACAUUUCCGGCUAUCUUGCGGAAUGGAACCGGACAGUGCCCAGUUGUCAGGUGCCUGGUAGUGACGGCAUGAACUGCUGCCAUCCCCAAGAGCCGUGGACAACAUGCUUCCUACGCUUUGCGUAUGCCAAACCAGGUUCAGAUUGUACUACGCUCAACUUUCAGCAAUGUGUUUUGAACCGGAUAAGUUCCGACCUCGGCCCGAGCAUUGCAUCAAAGGCCGGAUAUGUCGUGCGUAACAUUGUAGCCAUCAACAAUCUUUUCAGCUCGUACUAUGCUGCCUUACAAAGCGGUGACAUUGAUGGAAGCGACUCAGAAUACGCAAAACUCCAUCAAAUCCUUGCCGGAUAUGAGUUUGGUGCGGUACUCAACAAUGGCAACGUACUGAAGGCAUUGUUGGCUGGAUUACCAUUCUGGGGGAUACCGUCAGUCUUAGCAAGCGGACCACAACGGAUCAAUCCGGAUGUCAAUGUCGCUGCGGUACAGGCUUUCACACAGAGCCUACAGAACACAGAAGCAGUCAGCUCCAUCUUGUUGGGUUCGCCAUAUAACAUCAGCGAUUACAUGACCACAGAGACUGAUUUGGCCAACAUGACUGCUUGUACCGGAUAUUUGCUACAGUCAGCUCUCAGCCUUAUCAUGAGCGAUGUGCCAACAUUCACUUCCUGGGCUGCCCAUGGGCUUUACUCUGGUCCUACCUCCUUUAAUCUCCCGCAGCCAGCUGCCGGCAUAACAUCCGCUUUCACAACCUACUUGGUCGGCGAAACCCUGUCGCAGUCCCACUUCUCUGCAACACCCACGACGAAGACUUUCUUCAAAGAGGUCUUCCAGCACAGCCGCACAUGCACAUCUCUCGGCGAUGUCUGCAAAGACCAUAACGACAAAGCUUUCUACUGGAGUCAAGUCACCCAGAUGCAGUAUGAAAUCAACGAGCCCGACCACUGGGUGCUGUUUUCGGGGAGGCUACCUGUAAUAGAGGAAGUCGGGUACGAGGCAACUGCAUAUGGUCUGUUGGAAUACAUUGAAACGUCGAAUGUGGACAUGUCAGUGCUGUUUGACGGCGCUUAUGACUGCACUUUGGAGGGCAAGGCUGGAGGUUCGGCGGUCAAUAUCAAUGCGGACGGCUCGUUGGAUGUCGCUUGCCUGUCAUCGUUACCGAUCUACCUGUCGAAGGGCUCCUCUUGUCCUGCCGGCGCGGUGCAAGUCGGUGGAAAGUGCCCGUUUGGCUUCCAAGGGUAA